AAUCUACAAAGGAAUCUCUUGCAAGAUUUAUAAAGCUUGCAAAAUCCAUAAAGCAAAGGAUAUAGACGGGCAUUACAUGUGUUUUCUUAGACAGGCAUUGGCACUACAGUAUUGCUAACAAUGGCAUUCAAACUCAAAGGUAAACCAAAAGUCUAUGUAACAAGACUUGUGCCACAACCUGGAAUAGAUAUUUUAGAAAAAGAGUGUGAACUGACAUUUUGGAAAUCAGACGAAGCAAUCCCGCAAGAAGAAUUAUUGAAGAAUGUACGAGGAGUAGAUGGGUUAUUUUGUAUGCUAACUGAUCAAAUUAAUAAGGAAGUGAUAGAGGCUGCCGGACCACAACUUCAAGUGGUAGCUACCAUGUCUGUAGGUUUUGAGCAUAUAGAUGUUGCAGAAUGUGACAAACGGAAUAUUGUCGUAGCUAAUACACCAAAUGUUUCAACCGAUAGUGUUGCUGAAUUAACUGUUGCGCUAUUACUACUUACAUCUAGACGAUUACUAGAAGGUGUGACAGCUGUAAAAAACGGAGAAUGGGGUGCAUGGAAACCAAUGUGGCUGCUGGGUACAGAGAUGACACAACGCACUGUUGGUAUUCUCGGUCUUGGCCGUAUUGGUUACGGGGUUGCCCGAAGAUUACGUCCAUUUGGUGUGCGCAAAAUUCUGUACCACGAUGUUGUUAGCGUCAGCUAUGCCUCUGAUGUUGGUGCAGAAUUUGUGACAUUUGAAGAACUGAUAAAAGAAUCAGAUUUUAUUUGCAUUUGCUGUAAUCUCACAGCUCAAACACGUCACAAAUUCAAUAAGGAUACAUUUAAAAAAAUGAAGAAAUCCGCCAUUUUGGUAAAUAGUGGUCGUGGGGGUGUGGUUCAUCACGACGAUCUCUACGAAGCCCUGGUUAAUGGUGAUAUUGCUGCCGCUGGAUUAGAUGUGACAGAGCCAGAACCUUUGCCUGCUAGCCACCCCCUUAUUUCUUUAUCUAACUGUAUAGUACUGCCUCAUAUGGGUAGUAAUACUUGGGAAUCUCGAAACAGCAUGUCUUCUACCGCCGCCAAAAAUAUAUUGGCUGUAUUUCACAAAGAAAAGCCAAUGGGUGAAGUACAUGCUAAGUAAGCUAGAUUGGUCACAUAUCUUAAAUAUAAAAACAUCGUGUACUGUGACACUGUUAUUAUCCUUGGGCACAUUUUAUAAAAGAAAAGUAUAUAUGAAUAUGCCAGUCGUAAUCAAUAGAAACUAAUGUGACCGUCACAUCUCUCUAAUAAAUAUGACAAGAGCUCCUUGAUGUUGGUUAAAAAUGUUGUAUGUUGUUUAAUGUUGUAAUCUGUCAAAUUAAGAUAAAGUCAGUUCUGAGAUAUUACUGAUUGUGUGUGCCACAAUGAACCCAAGACGUAAUAUUUUGAAACACAACUUAUGUUUAAUCUUACAUAUAAAUGGCUUGGGCCAUGUUAUUUGAAAUGAAGCAACAAAGAUUUACUCCCACUGUGCCAGUUUUAUUGUUUAGGGAUUAAUCAAAUAAUUAACGAUACAACAAUGGGGAUUAGUUAGGAUUAAGGGUUUACCAGAGGAUUAACAGUUUAAUUUACACAUUAUUAUACUAAAAUACAAUAUUUAAUUUAAAAUAUUUAGCAUAUAAUGUACAAGUUAUCAUUUAAACAUUUUAUUUAAUCAAACAUUUUCCUAUUAAUAAUACAUCUUCAACAAAAUACAUCUUACAAUCCAACUAAGUGGGAGACAGCAUCCCCGUACUCGAUGACGGUCUAAUGCCCUUCAUGGAGGCGCCGCUUUUCUGUUACCAGUCUGUCUUCCAACUGCCGGUACUUCCUUUUUCUGGGUUUGCUAGAGGCACCAGCAGCAAGCUGUUUCAGGGUUACAGCGACGAACGCCUGUUCUUGCUUGAUUAGAUGGAUAAAACGAAAUAUGUUGGGGUGGCUGGUUACCAGUUUGUUCAUUUUCGAAUGCCAUCCUUCAACGUUGUUGGUUGUGCGUGGACGAGUUGUCUGAAAAUGGUUCCACAUAUCUCGCUCACCUCCUUCUACCCACUGCUCAGUCACGUAAUCGGUAAACCUCCAGAGCAUUCAGCCAGUAAUCGUCUAUGUUACUUUGUAGUACCAGUGGAAGAGCUGCUGCUCUGCGGACAAUCAAAUUAACCAUUGGACAAGUAGUCUUACAGCAUCUCCAAUGGACCCUAUCCCCUUUCCUGUUCGAAUUCUAAAUUUAUACCCUCUAUACACCAGAUUUUGGCCACCCUGAGCAUUUGGUAUGAAACUAACAUCUACUUGAACGUUUGCCAUCUUGUGAUAUCUGUCAGAUCAAUGUUGUUGACAAAUGACAGUGGUUCCAUAUAUAGUGUCCCCUGAACGGAGUUCACCACUUAAGUAAGUUUUAACAAAAAAUUGCUUAUCAUCAUGAUAAAAUAAGAUGAACACAGUCUACAUGCCAUAUGCUGAACGAAUAAUCUGUUGAACACAGUUCUAUACACCAUAAAAUUGGCUCACUUGAUUAAGCCAAUUAAGGCUGUUAAUUAAAAUCCGAUAAUCCAGGGAUUAAAAACUGGCACAGUGAGAGUACCCCGCAACAAAUCAGUCCAAUUAUCAAACUUUUGAUUAAAUUUAAAACAGUUUAAUUAGUUCCUUUAAAAUGACAAUACCUCUUUUAAUUGGCAAACAAUAAGUGUCAGUUAAAUUAGCGCCAGUGUACUAUGCUUAUUGGCUUUGUUAAGUUGAUUUACAUUAAAUUUUAGAUUUACUGUUUGAUCAAAAUUAGUAUCCUACUCUCAACAUGUUAAGCUCAGCUGACAUCUGCUUAAUGUUUCCAAAUUUUAUUGUAAAGAUUUUUUCGCCACGAAUCUAUCAGCCAAUUUUAACACUUUAUUUUGGCCUAAACCAGACUUGUAGCCCAUGGACCGGUUGUUGAAAGCUCCGUUAACUUAUAAUUGCCGUUAUAGUUAACGAAGGUGCUGGGCUGCGUUAUCUGUUUAAGGAUGGCAUUAGUCUUCUGUCAAUCGAAUUAUACCCUUAACAAAAAUUGCUAUUGAUUACCUCAUAGCACACUGUAUGGCGUAUGCCCGUCUUCAUUAGCGCAGUUUAGGAGCAGAACAGUAGGACGUUAAACCCCAUUUCAUUUCAUUUCUAUUAAUUACCAGUGUAAAAUUAUAUACAACAUUCUAGGGGGGGGGGGGGCAUGGUGACUCAUCGAGUAUGGGGUUGGCUCCCUAACCUGGAGGUCCCGUGUUCGAUCUCGUUGUUGGCCGAGAUUUUUUAUAGUGAUUUACGUGUGAACUUUUCACUGAGAUGCGUCAAGAAGAAACUGGUAGAUCUGUAUAUUGUUUCUGAGAAUUUGUCAUGCCUAAUAAUAAUAUAUAUAUAUCAUUCGUAUACCAAAUCUCAAUGGCUUGUCCAACAAGAAUAAAUCUUUCCGUUUGUUACCGGUAAUUAUAGUAUUAUUAUUUAGAGUAUGUUAUUGUUAUUUAUAGUAUAUUAUUGUUAUUUAUAUCAAUGAAAUAGUUGGUUUAAUAUUGCUUAAGUGUUAAAAUGUAGACUAUCCAUGUCGGAAUAAGGCUGAAUAGUAAAAGUGUGGGAGUUUAGGAAACCGUUACAUCAUAUGUAACAAUCAAUUAUUCUCUUUUAUACAUAUAUAAUAUAUAUGUAUUUAAUGUAUACUGAUUUUUUUGUCUGUUUAUAUAUAAUGAAUUUUGCUCACACAUUAAGAAGUAUAGCAAGCUUAUUUGCUAUACUAAAUAUCAUUCAUUGUACAUGUCGUAUAGAUUGACAAAUAUUAAAUAUGUAUCUAUUUUUCUUACAAUAAUUGUAUUAAUUCUAUAAAGGACAUCUAGAAGCACGGAUAGCUAUUUUAUUAUUAUAAAACAAGUAAAUUCUAUGUUGUGUUAGUGUAUAUAUGAUUAAAAUAAAUACAAACAAAAUCAC
Messenger RNA from Patella vulgata (common limpet), 3917 nucleotides. Its product is annotated as glyoxylate reductase/hydroxypyruvate reductase. NCBI's taxonomy places the organism in Eukaryota, Metazoa, Mollusca, Gastropoda, Patellidae. Gene Ontology annotation, molecular function: hydroxypyruvate reductase (NADH) activity; glyoxylate reductase (NADPH) activity; NAD binding. The record is from RefSeq and is a predicted model, not a curated record. The transcript has 3 exons. Bases 121 to 1107 code for a protein of 328 amino acids. Gene Ontology annotation, cellular component: cytosol.